CUGGUAUCGUACUAUUCACUUCCUCUUGAACACGAAAAGAAAAGCUGCCGAAUGGGUAAAAAUACGUUAAUCGCGAUUCGUGUACCUUAUUUGGAAACUAUUACAAAGUAUUUGUCUACCGUAUCAAAGGUAGCGGAACGGCUGAGUGAGAAUCGCAAUAAUAGACUAUAUAUUUGGGUAUGCAGUCCUGAAUUAAAAGAAGAAAGGAAUGAACGUAUUUUUUUCAAGCUUUCGAAAGCUUUAAGUGAACUAUAUCUCUGCUCAAUUACUACCAAAGACCCUUCUAUUUUCAAUGUCGUUCCUACUGUCGUUUUAUUCGAAGAUUGGUCUGGAUAUUCUGUUCAAGAAAUCUCGAAUCUAUGUGAUACCAUUUACUGCACUAAAAAUUAUGAUGGCUUAAUCUCGAAAUCAAAUACUGAAGUACUCGAUAUCGAGGCCGAAGUGCUUGAAGGUCGUGAGCUUGAACAGAGCUUCGUGGAGAUUGAAAAUGAGGAAAAGAAAAUAAGCAAUCGUAUUGCAGCUGUUGGAGGGACGUUUGACCAUUUACAUGUCGGUCAUAAAGUUCUACUUACAUUAUCUGCAUGGAUUGGGAUAGUUAAAGUUUAUGUUGGUGUUUCUGGAAAUGAAUUACUCUUGAACAAAAUAGAGAGAGCGUAUUUAGAAAGUAUUGAAGUGAGGAAAAAUUCCGUUUAUGAUUUCCUUCAUUCAAUAAAAAAAAAUAUUCAAUCCGAAAUUGUAACUAUAAACGAUCCUUUCGGCCCUACUAUAACAACUCGCGAGAUUGACAGUUUGCUCGUUUCUGAAGAAACUGUCAAAGGUGCGGAUGCUGUACAGAUGGAACGAAGAAAAAGAGGAUUGCCUGAACUAGAUAUUUAUUGCAUCGAUAUUCUUAAUUUUGCACGUACUACAAUGCCUGAAAAUAGUGAUCCUAUAAAACUUAGUUCAACAGCUAUAAGAAAAGAGUUAGCUAAGAAUAACUUCUAAGAAUAAUAUAACCGUCAAUUUUCCAAUU
This is a messenger RNA of Schizosaccharomyces cryophilus OY26, 1012 nucleotides long. Its product is annotated as cytidylyltransferase. Gene Ontology annotation, biological process: coenzyme A biosynthetic process. NCBI's taxonomy places the organism in Eukaryota, Fungi, Ascomycota, Schizosaccharomycetes, Schizosaccharomycetales, Schizosaccharomycetaceae. The coding region runs from base 52 to 984 and encodes 310 amino acids. Gene Ontology annotation, molecular function: dephospho-CoA kinase activity. The transcript has 4 exons. The record is from RefSeq and is a predicted model, not a curated record.